Nycticebus coucang (slow loris) is the source of this 1011-nucleotide messenger RNA. Its product is annotated as olfactory receptor 6Y1. NCBI's taxonomy places the organism in Eukaryota, Metazoa, Chordata, Mammalia, Primates, Lorisidae. The record is from RefSeq and is a predicted model, not a curated record. Bases 1 to 1011 code for a protein of 336 amino acids. Gene Ontology annotation, molecular function: olfactory receptor activity; G protein-coupled receptor activity. Gene Ontology annotation, biological process: G protein-coupled receptor signaling pathway. Gene Ontology annotation, cellular component: membrane. The transcript has 2 exons.
AUGGAGGAAGAAAGUGCAUCCCAAACACCAGUCCUGGUCACCAAGGUUCUGGAAGUUGAUAAUCGCACAGUGACAACACAUUUCAUUCUUCUGGGAUUUCCAACACAACCAGCUUUACAGCUUCUCCUCUUCUCCAUUUUCCUGGCAAUCUACCUGCUGACACUGCUAGAGAACCUUCUGAUCAUCCUCGCCAUUCGCAGUGAUGGGCAUCUGCACAAGCCCAUGUACUUCUUCUUGAGCCACCUCUCUUUCCUAGAGAUGUGGUAUGUCACAGUCAUCAGCCCCAAGAUGCUGGCAGACUUCCUCAGUUAUGACAAGAGCAUUUCCUUCAACGGCUGUAUGACUCAACUUUACUUCUUUGUCACCUUUGUCUGCACCGAGUACAUCCUCCUGGCUAUCAUGGCCUUUGACCGCUAUGUAGCCAUUUGCAAUCCUCUACGCUACCCACUCAUCAUGACUAACCAGCUUUGCAGUGCACUAGCUGGAGGAUGCUGGUUCUGUGGACUCAUGACUGCCAUGAUCAAGAUGGUUUUCAUUGCACGACUGCACUACUGUGGCACGCCUCAGAUCAAUCACUACUUCUGUGACAUCUCUCCACUCCUCAAUGUCUCCUGUGAGGACUCCUCGCAGGCUGAGCUGGUAGACUUCUUCUUAGCCCUUAUGGUCAUCGCUGUGCCCCUGUGUGUCGUGGUGGCAUCUUAUGCCACCAUCCUCACCACCAUCUUCAGGAUCCCUUCUGCUCAGGGCCGCCAAAAGGCAUUCUCCACCUGUGCCUCCCACCUGACAGUUGUAAUUCUCUUCUAUUCCACAACCCUUUUCACCUAUGCCCGUCCCAAGCUUAUGUAUGCCUACAAUUCCAACAAAGUGGUAUCUGUUCUCUACACUGUCAUCGUUCCACUCCUCAACCCCAUCAUUUACUGUUUGAGGAACCGUGAAGUAAAAGCAGCCCUCAAAAAGACCAUACUUUGCAAAAGAAGAGGGCCCCUGGAAGAUGAGACAUUCAACAGUUAA